Messenger RNA from Phyllopteryx taeniolatus (common seadragon), 5180 nucleotides. Its product is annotated as B-cell receptor CD22-like. The record is from RefSeq and is a predicted model, not a curated record. Lineage: Eukaryota; Metazoa; Chordata; Actinopteri; Syngnathiformes; Syngnathidae. Bases 218 to 2530 code for a protein of 770 amino acids. The transcript is spliced from 12 exons.
AUUUUUUUCCUUUAAUACGUAUUUAAAAUAUGGUGAUGUUUUAUUUUUUAUUUUUUUUCAUAAGCAAAUAAAGACAUUUCCACUUCCUCAUAGAAGUUGACACCUAGUGUUGCGUGACAGACACACAGUGACAAAGCUGAUGGACUGUAAGCACUGAGCAUACACACUGGUUGAAUGUAAAGACAUCCUCAUUGUUGCCACUCAAAGAGAAAACAAAAUGACACAUGUCGUCGCUGUGAAGCUUAUUCUACUUUACGGUCUGCUUGAAGGCAGCCUGUGUCAGGAGUGGGCUACUAUGUUGCCAUCGUCUGUGCAGGGCGUGAGUGGCUCGUGUAUUCAUAUUCCGUGCAGGUUCACAAUACCUCCUGUUUGGGAUUCGUACCUGGACCGUACCUGCGCCGCCAUUUGGAGGCGAGGCUACUCCAGGUCGUAUGUAUUCGACUCCAGUCGCACAAGAGAGGAGAGUGCCAACCUGAACCUCCUGCAGGGAAACCUCACCGGGAACUUGUUGGUAAUAAAAAAAUAUGAUUCCGAAGAAAAGGACUGCAGCACCAUCCUUGAGGACAUGACAUCAGACCACUACGACUCGUAUUUCUUCAGGCUGGAGUGUGACAACAGUCUCAAGUUCAACUUUGACGAGAGCGUCGUUUUGGACAAUCGAGACUCGGCACCCCGGCCCACUAUCACCCGCAAUGCAGAUCAAGUCGAGGAGGGUACUGCAAUGGCUCUGGAGUGUGGGGCGCCGGCUCCUUGCCCAACGCUGCCGCCCCUCCUGACCUGGGCGCCACUGUUGGGCACUGUCACAGAGGCAGGGAAGGCUGAGGUGGAGGAAGCGGCGCGCGUCACCGCAGUCAUGAAUUUCAAUGCCACUUACCUACACAACAGACAGCGUGUGACCUGCAGCGCCAUCUACAAGAGGCAAUCGGGAUACAUGGAGCUUUCCACAGAACGCACGAUGACACUUCAAGUUUUGCAUGGUCCUAAGAACACGUCAGUGAGCUACGUCGGCCCCGUGACAGCGGGCACGUGGGUCACGCUGACCUGCAACACCAUCGCCAACCCUAGCGUGAACACGUACACAUGGUACAGAGUGGAUGCCGGUCAGGGGACGGUGGUAGAAAACAGGAAGCGACACUUAGUAAGGGUCACGGAAGACUCGCCCACCUUCUACUGCAGGGUGCGCAACACAUACGGAGAGCAAAACUCGUCCGUAACCACCAUUGACGUCCAAUUCCCUCCCAAGGACACCACAGUGAUCGUGCAGCCCACAGAUGUCAUCCUGGAGGGCACCACGGUGUUCCUGCUGUGCCAGAGCCGAGCCAAACCGCCCGUGUACAACUACAGCUGGGCCAUAAACGGCGGUGAGGACCUGGAGAUUGGGGACAUCUUGACCCUGGAUGGCGCCCUGCCCAGACACAGCGGCGAGUACCGCUGCAAGGCCAAGAACCUGCUGGGAGAGGAAACCUCCACACCCGUUCAGCUGGACGUUCAGUAUCCACCCAAGAACACUUCAGUGUCAGUGUCACCACCGGGCUCUUUACCCGACGGCAGCACCGUCACUUUAGGGUGCACCAGCAUCGCCAACCCGCCGGUCGCCAACGUCACCUGGUAUCGAGUGAAUGCCGGGGAGAGGUCGCUGAUGGGUUUGGGCCAGGAAAUCAUCUUCAACGUCACCAAGCUGUCGCAGGAUACGUUUUACUGUGAAAAUGUCAACGUCCAUGGGGCCCAGUCGGCUCAGCCAAUUGCCAUCAAUGUGACAUUCAGACCAGAGAUCCUGGCGUCUUCCCGCUGCCAAGACGUGUCAACGCAGAUGCGAUGCUUCUGUGACAGCCAGGCAAACCCGCCGCCCUCCCUGCACUGGGAAUUGUCCGGGGUGCUAGUCAAUGACUCGGACCAGCGACCAGUCACGGAGGAGGCCCUCGACAGCGCCACCCGGAGAAGUGUCAUCACCCUGGAACGCCUGGACAGCGAACUAGUAGUGUCCUCGCUGAUUUGCUUCAGCUUCAACCCGCUUGGAUUUGACAGUUUUGCCUUUAACAUGUCCUCCCCUGCCCCCCAGACAGAUGUGGUGGUUCUGGUGGGUUCUGCGGUUGGGGUGACGGUCAUGCUGAUCUUGAGUCUCCUGCUGCUCUUGUACAUUUGCAGGAAAACCAAAGGCAACUUCCCACCCAGAAAGGGACGAGCAGACAAUGCCGCAGACUUUUUGGUCACCAAUGAGAGCACUUCUGCCCACGCUAACGCCAUUUACGCCAAUAACGACGACUUGGCCAAGGAGGCAGUGCAGGACGAAGAGCAGCUGCACUAUGCCAACGUCAACAUAGUCAUGCAGGCCCGCGACCACGAGGAGAUCCGAGGACUCUCCUCCGUCACGGGGGAAUACGCAGAGAUACGACUGCGCUCCACGGGAAGCGACAAAGGUGGCGAGCUGGAACUGAAAAUGGAACCGGAGUCGGAGCAGGAGACAAAGAUGGCAGAGGAUACUUUUGGACAGCAAGUGGCGAGUGAAGAGGUUGUGGCCUCAACACAGUGAAUUGGUGGUUCUCAAACUGGGUCGUAGUUUGGGGGUCCCCAUAAGAAUUAGCAAGAAAUUAUAUUGUAUCGUUUAAAAAAAGACAGUGGUACUUGACUUACAAAUGCCCAGAUUUUUGCAGAUUUUUCGAGUUACAAGCCGUCGCUUGGUCAGUUUUUGACAUUUGGAGUUGGAAACAAACAUUUUACUUCCGCGUUAGCGUGACACUCGCCAUCUUUAAUACAUCAUACUGACAUGCGCUCAUAUGAAUUAUAUAUUGUUUCAGUAGGGUGCAAGACUUUUUCACUAGUGUAUACGAGCGAAGAAAAUUCUGUUGUGUGUGAGUCUUUACUAGUGUAUUUAAAGGCAUUUUGCUUUUGUGACCAAUAAUAUAUAUUUUUUCAAACUAGUGUGUAUGAGCGUAUUUCAGUAGUGAAUGUGAGACGUCACCUCAUAGCUUGGGGCCAAUUAAGAGCUCUGAUACGAUUGUGCCAAAUUAUCCCAUAAAUCAAAUUUUUGUGUUGAAGAACAAAAGGUGUCUUAUAUUUUUGAGAAAAAAAGUCGUCUUUUCCAGAGUAAAAGGCGUAAUAUUACAAGAAUAAAGUUAGUCACUAAAUUACAUCAAUUCUUCCCUUGCUUUCAUUAAUACCAUAUGAUGAAUCUUGAAAAAAAAUAAGUUUUAUUCUUGUGAUGACUUAUCCUGAAAAAAUCAUUUUGUUCUUUUAGAGACGACGACUUUUUUUUAAUGAAAAAUACUUUAUUCUCAUAGCUUUUCAACUUUUUUUCCUCCAAUAUCCUCUCAAAAAAAAAAAAGGCAACUGCAUGGGAGGAAAAAUGUCUACCCUGUCCCUGCACUUGAGAACCGGUCCUACAGCGCCCCUUCAAAUUAGUAUUUUUUUGAGCCAUUUGAUUUAACCCUGUCAAUUUUGCCUGGCAAUAAUUCCAAGUGCCUGCAAGAUAGCCCUUUUUGAGUUAAUUUUUUUGUUCGCAUGCUUAUUAGGCACUUGCUACAGUUUCAUUUUUCAUUCCCAUUUCUUGACUUGACAUGACUUUUGUGUCCAUUUAAAACAAUAAUUUUAGGUGAGCGGCAGUUUAUUGUAUUUAUCUGAUUUUCUUAUUGUUGAUUGCAAAAUUUUGACAAUGAACCAACAUUUUUUUUCCAAUUGUGCUUAUUUUUAAAUUGUUAAUUAACAAAAAUGUCACAUUAAUAAAAUGUUUCUGUUUAUUGAAACUAUACUUUUUUAUGCAACUGUGGAAAAGUGUCAUUGGUAAAUGUUGGCUUUGAGCCGUAUAAACAGAAUUGUCUAGUCUCAUGCAUCCGCAUGUUUAUCCAGAUAUUCCGUUUGCAAGAUUACUAAAAAAAUAUAUAUAUAUAUCUGGAAGGGUCAGAUCCGUGCCAACAUUUUAUGAUUUCCUAUAUUUUAUUUGAAAUAAAUGUUCUUAUAUUGAGACUUUGUGGUGGGAUGUUAUGUGGCAAAAGGAAGAAACCUUUACAUUUUAGAGCAGAUUUUUCUCCCCUCCACACCUUUGCGCUCUCCCAGUAUGCCCAAGUGCUUGCUUCAAGCUGUCCAAGUUGAAGUUUACUGUACAACUUAAUAUAAAAGAAAAAGAAUUACGUUUUGUAUUUCAAACCACACAACUUUGUAUAAUGCUAACGCACAAUGCAAAUCCCCAUAGACGGACUAACAAAACUAGCAUCAACGUAGGUGUAAUUAAACCUUUAAACAUAUUUGAACACAAGCUGUAGCAACACAUGCAAGAAAGUGCAUACAAUACUUAUUAUUGAACCUCUGUGAAAUGAUAGUUUAGUGGCCAUGGGUUUUGGUUCAUCAAAUUUUCGUCUCGUAUUAUUUGUAAUGUAUUUAUACUGCCCCCUCGUGGCCGAGGCGCACACAGAAGGAAUGGCACAGUGCAAAAACUUAUUCACCAAUGUUUUUUAUAAAGUACAAUACACUUAUAAAACAUGUUACAAUUUUUGUUGUUUUCGGGAGCUGGAAUGGAUUUAUGGGAAGAUUUGAUGGUGUUUUGACUUACAACAAAGUCAUGGAAAGAAUUAGACUUAGGCACCACUGGUUAUUGAAACUGUGGCCAGGGGUUUAAAUUUUUUUAGAUUAAUAUGGAUAAAUGGUUAACAUUUCGGCCUUGGCAGAGGUUUUCUCUUGACAAAUAGUCGUUUUUAAUGUGCUUCAUUUGCUUUCAUUAUUUACAACCUUGGAUGAAAAUAUGACACAUUCAUAAUUAUCUUUGAACCGGCAGUAUCAUUAGCCUUAACGUGAGCUAAUUUGAACAAUUGUAAAACUUUUUUUUUUUUUUUAGUAAAGGUACAUUGAAUGGUGCAGUUGUAACUAAUGAAGCAACAGGUUAGACUGAGAAGCCGAAUUUGUUGUCUUCGUCACUGCGGUCUCCAGUACACUUGCGCCUGCAUUUGGGCUUGAAGUGUACCUGAGCAUAGUAUAGCUCCACUGCAUCUUCUUUGUUGGUGCCCUAGAAGAACACAGCGUGUUAAGAGGUCAUAAUAUUAUAUAUUUAUACAGUACAAUUGACCUUAUAUACCUUAUAUAGCAAAUGUGUCUGUGGGAUGUGCGCACCACUGACAUGCGUGUACACUUUGAAGGAGAGUUUGUUUUUUAUUCUGUCUGAAAUAAAUCUAAUAAAAUACAUUUAAUCCGAA